Paramecium primaurelia is the source of this 1424-nucleotide messenger RNA. NCBI's taxonomy places the organism in Eukaryota, Ciliophora, Oligohymenophorea, Peniculida, Parameciidae. The record is from the annotation of a GenBank genome assembly.
AUGUAAUUUGAGUUAAUAGAAAGUAUAAAUUCUCUAAUUUAUAGUAUAAAGUUUAGUAAAUAAAGGUAGAUAACAAGAAGCCUUAAAAUAAUGUGAUAUUGCAAUAUCAGAAAAUUCGAAUUAAGUAUAAUUAUAUGCUAUCAAAAGUAUAUUUAUUAGUAUAAAUCUAUAUUUAGCAAAGAUUUUAGAAUCAUUAGGCCUUCAAAAUGAAGUUAUUGAUAUUUGGGAAUAAGGCAUUCAAAAUAAUAAAAAUGAUUUUCUCUUUUAUUAUGAGAAAGGUUUUAAUACUGUAUUGUAAAUUAGUUUUUGCUUUAAGAAGAUAAUAGAAAUAUGAAGAGAUAAUUAAAUGUUAUGAUUAAGGAAUAAUGAAUAACAAGAAUUAAGCUAUAUAUUAUAAUUUUAAAUGUAUUUCAUAUAUUCAUUUAUUUUAAUAGAUAUUGAAUUAGAAAAAUAGGAUAGAUUAGUUGAGGCCAUUUAAGUUUGGGAUUUAGCAAUUGAAAAUAAUAAAACAGACUCAUAUUAUUAUAGAUAGAAAAGUAACAAAAAUUUAUGAAUGAAAUAGUAUAAGCUUUGAUAAAAUGUUUUGGGGAAGAUAAUUGUUAGAAAUAGAUUUUUGAAUGUUGGGAUUAUGGAAUAUAAAAUGGAAAUAAUAAUCUAUUUUUUAUAAAAUCUAAAGGUACAAUAAAAAGAAAUUAAUUAAGUUAAAGCCUUAGAAAAUUUAGAAAGAUUAGAUGAAGCAAUUGUAUUUUUGAGUAAAGAAAUAUAGCAGUAUAAGAAUGUUGAAUUCCUUUAUGAGUUAAAGAGUAAGAAAAAUACAGUAAUUAUUAGCCAACUAUUUAAAGAAAUUAAAUAGAUUGGAAGAGAUUAUUGAAUGUUGGAAUGAAGGUAUCCACUAUAAUCCAUAUAAUAAAUGUUUUUAUUAAUAAAGAAGUUUAUUUAUUAUUAUUUAAGUUUUAGUUAAAGCAUUAGAAGAAUAAGGGAAUAUAGAAUAAAUUAUAGAAGAGGCAAAUAAAUGCAUUUAUUAAUUUAAUGAUUUGAUCUUUUAUUAAGCCAAAGGUAAUUAUUAUGAUAACAUUAAUAGCAAAAUGUUUAUUGAUAUAAGGUAAGCUUUAAGAGGUGAUUGAUUGUUGGGAUUAAGGAAUUAAAAAUAAUUAAUCAAAUAGUUCAUUUUAUAUCGAAAAAAGUAUUACAUAAAUAUAUUUUAAGAUUAUGCUCUACAGCUUUAAGAAAGAUGGAUUGAUUCCAUAUAAUGUUGCGAUUCAGCACUUUUAAAUGAAUCCAAUAAUGAAGAAAUAAUUUCAAAAAAAGGUUAUUUAAAUUAAUAAUUUCUAGUUAUUUCUCUAAUAGAAUUACAUAAUUUCCGAUAAGCUAAUUAGUAUCAUCGCUUGAUUCAUCCUAAUGUACCUAUACCUUUCAAAUUUUGA